Messenger RNA from Malurus melanocephalus (red-backed fairy wren), 915 nucleotides. RefSeq names its product olfactory receptor 52I2-like. Gene Ontology annotation, biological process: G protein-coupled receptor signaling pathway. Gene Ontology annotation, cellular component: membrane. The record is from RefSeq and is a predicted model, not a curated record. Gene Ontology annotation, molecular function: olfactory receptor activity. Lineage: Eukaryota; Metazoa; Chordata; Aves; Passeriformes; Maluridae.
AUGGCUUCUGAUCCCUUCAGCAGCUCCUCCUCCUUCAYCCUGGUGGGUGUCCCUGGCCUGGGCUUCCCCACCUGCCUGGGCAUUCUUUUCUGCUCUGCUUAUGUCCUUGCCAUGGUAUGGAAUGGGGCGGUUUUGCUGGUCCUUGGCCUGUACAAGUCCCUGCAGGCCCCCACCCAUCGCCUCCUGGCCAUGCUGGCGGCCAUCAAUGUGGCCAUGGUGACGUCCAUCGUCCCCGAGAUGCUGAGCAUGUUCUGGCUGAACUCUGCUGACGUUGGCUCCAUGGUCUGUUUCGUGCAGAUGUUUCUCGUUCAGUCCACAACAGCUGAGGAGUYGGGAGUGCUCCUGGCCAUGGCUGCUGAGCACUAUGUGGCCAUCUGCCACCUCAGUUACCACGCCACCCUGAGUGACCAGACCAUUGCCCAGACYGGCCUGGCCAUCGUGCUGAGAGCCCUCCUGUCCAUGGUGCCCCUGACAGGGCUAGUGAUGUCUCUGCCCUGCUGCGGCUCCGUGGUCCCGCACUCGUGCUGCGAGCCCAUGGGCCUGGCCUGCACUGAGCCCGGGGCCAGCAGCCUCUACAGCGUGGCCAGCUCCUCGCUGACAGUGGGGACGGAUGUGGCUUUGAUCGCUGUGUCCUUGGGGAUGGUUCUGAGUGCUGUCCUGGGGAGGCAGUGCUGCUGGAAGGCCCUGAACUGCGGGUUCCACCUGUGCAUGGUGCUGCUGUUCCACAUCCCUGGCACUGUGUCCAGGGACUGUCAGCGCUUCACUGGGGCCAUGCCCGCCACACGGGUCCUGCUGGCCGGUCUGUGCCUGACCCUGCCCACCACGCUCAGCCCCGUCGUGUACAGCGUGAUACGGAGCAGCAAGGACCCACCUUUGAGUCUGGACAUGUUCUCAGUGCCAGGAACAUCCCUGUGA